AUGAAGAUCCUGUCACCACAAACUCGCGAGUUUGGUAAGAACAGGGGGGCGGCGGCAGAGCGGCAGGAGUUGGAGCUGGAGUUGGAUCUUGAUCUUGAGUUGGAAUUGGAGUUGGAGCUGGGGUUGGGGCUGGGGUUGGAGCUGGAGUUGGAGUUGGAGUUGGAGUCGGCAGGUUGCAGUUCGCAGGUGAUGUCGUUCGAAGAAGGAAACGAACGGACGGACGGACUGACGGACCGAACGAACGUACGAAGCACGGCGAGGACAAUGAAAGAAGCCGAGAUUACGUGUAGCUGUAACUCGUACGGCCGGCGGCAGGGUGCAGUACCGCGCACGUCCCCACAAGAGAAAAAGACAGAGAAAGACACAGAUAUGCAUGCAUGCAAGCAUGCAGGAACAGAUCUUCCGGAUCGCAGCUUUUCCUUCUCCUUGCUCACCCCACCAGCGCCGCACUGCACCUGCACACUGCCACCGUCUGACCAAGUUGUACUGGACUGGACUGGAGAAAUAGGGUUUGACCCGCAUGCAGAUCACACAGCCGAAGUGUGCUUACGGAGUACCAUCAAGGAGCCCCCGGCUGCAACUCUCCGCAACAGCCGAUUCGAUUCGAUUAUGCAGAGAGGUGAAGAAGGGUUGAAUGUACCACAAAGGCAGGAACAUUCAGGGCUCUUCCUUCGUCAUUGUUCCAUCACGCCCCUGUAUAAUCAACUCAAGCCUUUCUCUUGCAACUCGCUCACUCCUGCCGGACGAUGCGGCUACAAGUAG
Molecule: messenger RNA, 762 nt
Organism: Hyaloscypha bicolor E
Lineage: Eukaryota; Fungi; Ascomycota; Leotiomycetes; Helotiales; Hyaloscyphaceae
Exons: 2
Coding region: 1-762 (253 amino acids)
Source: RefSeq, a predicted model, not a curated record